Rhagoletis zephyria (snowberry fruit fly) is the source of this 436-nucleotide messenger RNA. RefSeq names its product formin-like protein 20. Lineage: Eukaryota; Metazoa; Arthropoda; Insecta; Diptera; Tephritidae. The record is from RefSeq and is a predicted model, not a curated record.
AUGGCGGAGGUACGGCAGGAGGUGGAGCUCGAGGAACGUGAGCGCGAAGAGCGCAAGCGCAGAGGCAAUAGGGCUGCUACCGCUGCUAGGCAGCAUGGCAGCAACUCAGGUGAACAACCCGCGCCUGCUGAUAAGCAGAGAGGCGGGCAACAGCAACAGAUACCCGCGCCUGCUGAAAAGCAGAGAGGCGGGCAACAGCAACAGAGACCCGCGCCUGCUGUAAAGCAGAGAGGCGGGCAACAGCAGCAGAGACCCGCGCCCGCCUAUUGGCGGAGAGGCGGGGAACCCAUAGGUAACCCAUCAGCUACUUCCACAGGUCCAGCAAAGCGAACCAGCGUACAGGUUACACCACCGGAGCCACCGACCCCCAAGCGACAGCGGGGGCCUACACCCCCUCCGACAGAGUCUAGUGGCCUGGAAGGGUCUGCGGGCCAAG